Messenger RNA from Moneuplotes crassus, 480 nucleotides. Lineage: Eukaryota; Ciliophora; Spirotrichea; Euplotida; Euplotidae. The record is from the annotation of a GenBank genome assembly.
UAUUAUUAGAAAGUUAAUUAUGAAAAACUGAUAGUUCAUCUGGACUGUCUAGGUCAUUUACGGUAACAAUAUUUUCCUCUCAAGGACUUAUGUUAGCAUCCUUUGAAGUUGCGUUACAACCAGGAACUGACCGUGAAGACUUCCUUAUCUUCAUAGCUUGAUGCAGCAAGUCUUUGAUAUCUGUUUGCAACUUUGAUGGGCGGGGGCAAGUCUCUGACUUAAACCCCUUAGAAACUUUCAAUUUCAUCUUUUUGUUUCCCUGAUUAGUAUCUGUAAACUUAUUCUUUUGCUCAACAAAAGGCUGACUCCUCAUUCGGGAACAUGUUGGAAGAGCAGGGAUCACUCCACUCUUGAUUCUCCUAUUAAAAGGGUUUGACUCCAUAUUCUUGGUCAGGCUGUCUCAAACAUGGACACUAGAAGCCGAGGUAUUCUCGUCCAAUAAAUCAUCGGACAGAUCUUCAUAGAAAUAGUUGAUGUCGU